This is a messenger RNA of Carassius carassius (crucian carp), 2248 nucleotides long. RefSeq names its product Cdk5 and Abl enzyme substrate 2a (gene cables2a). The coding region runs from base 43 to 1572 and encodes 509 amino acids. The record is from RefSeq and is a predicted model, not a curated record. NCBI's taxonomy places the organism in Eukaryota, Metazoa, Chordata, Actinopteri, Cypriniformes, Cyprinidae. The transcript is spliced from 9 exons. Gene Ontology annotation, biological process: regulation of cell cycle.
CGGUCUAAUAGGUCUGUCUGCUUUUAGCUUACUCACAGUAGAAUGGCGGCCGCAGCUUGCGGUUCUCGCGGCUGUCCGAAGGCUAAUUCAGCCAGACCACACAAAGAACACCUACGAAAAAGCCGGGAUUCCCGUCGCAGACAAGCAGCACUAUUGUUUCUCACAAAUAUAUCUUUGGACGGAAGACCGGUUCACAACCUCAGCAAUGGAAUCGCUGGUCCCAGAGAAGCCGAGAGCCGGUGUGUGGAUGUCGGCGCGACGGCGGUGACGGGUCUCCCUCCGGCGACAACAAGCAGCUACGGAACAUUCACCCAAGUGUCAUCCUCCACCAUCAGCGGGGGAGCAGCGACCCCUCUUCCGAGCACUAACACUUACCCUGCUCCUCUGAGUGCUCCUCCAGCAUUCAAUCAAGGGAGCUGCGACGUUUUCACGGAGGAUGGACGAACAGAUCCCUUGUCAGUCCAGGCACCCCCGCUUUCACCGACCUCUGGACCGGUGAAUCCGGUUUUAUCAUAUAGUAAAUCACCCGGCCAAUUCCCGGGAUCUAAUCCUGUGCCUGAUCCCCGACAAAGGACACGUAACCUCUCUGGGUCUCCAGGGCCAAAGGUUUCCAAGAAGGUGCAUUUCAUCAAGAAUAUGAGACAGUAUGACACUCGAGGGAGCAGGAUUGUGCUGAUUUGUGCCAAGAGAUCCCUGUGUGCUGCUUUCUCUGUAUUGCCCUAUGGAGAGAGUUAUCACAUCAGUGACUCUAAACUAGAAGCCCAGAGACAGAGACACUCUUCUGGUGGUGGAGUUGAUAUGGUCCCUGGCCUGGAGGGAGUGGAGGUGGACUUUGGAAAGACAGUAUCAUAUGCCCGUUUUCUGCUUCCAACUAAUGCCUUGGUCAGGCAGAAGAGCGUCGGCCCACCUGACAUCAGUACAGCUCAGAUGCCAAUGUCUCGCAACCGUAUUAAUGGGCAGAAGAACUUCACCCCUUCACGAAUCAACAGCACAGUUGGACAGGAUACUGGUGUGUUUCAUGGUGUGGACGAGCUAUCAGACUAUGACCCCAACUUACUCAGUGACCCGCAGUGGCCUUGUGGGAAACAUAAGCGAGUCUUAAUUUUCGCAUCUUAUGUGGCAACGGUUAUUGAGUACGUGAAACCAUCUGACCUGAAGAAAGACAUGAACGAGACAUUCAAGGAAAAGUUUCCUCACAUAAAGCUGACACUCAGCAAAAUCAGAAGUUUGAAACGGGAGAUGCGCUCAGUGAGCGAGGAGUGUGGCCUACAGCCGGUUACCAUAGCUAUGGCUUAUGUUUACUUUGAAAAGCUGGUUCUGCAAGGGAGGCUGAACAAGCACAACCGAAAGCUGGUGUCUGCAGCUUGUGUUUUAUUAGCUGCCAAGAUCAGCAGCGACCUCAAGAAACAAGAGGUCAAGCAACUGAUUGAUAGGUUGGAGGAGCGUUUCCGAAUAAAUAGCAAGGAGUUGAUUUCCCUGGAGUUCACUGUUCUGGUUGCUUUAGAGAUGGCUCUCUACCUCCCAGACAGCAAGGUCAUGCCUCACUAUCGCAGACUGGUGCAGCAGGGCUGAAAUGGAGAGGGCCCUUAAAGGGAUAGUUCACCAAAUAUUAUUAAUACGGUCAUCAUUGACUCACAUUGUUUCAAAACCUGUUUGACUUAAUAUCUUUUGCUGUAUGUUUCACAGAACAAAGUAAUUCGUAUAUUUUUGGAACAACAUGAGGGUGAGAAAAGGAUAACAGAAUUUUCAUUUUGAGGGUGAGCUGUGUCUUUAAGAGAUGCAUGAAUACGAGAGAGAUGAUGCUCAUGUCUUAUGGCAGUUCUAGAAGGUUAUUUGUGUUAUUUAUUGAUUAAAUGGAUCAGUGGUAUUUUCUCUCAGCUAUGUCCAGUGGUCUCUGCACUCCAUCUUCACUUGUUUACGUCCUUCAUAGAACUGAUUUUAUAAAUCAAACACAUCUAGGGAGAGGCUUACUUUAAGCUCUGAUCAUUUUUAUCCAUUAUUUCUUUUUUUUUUCUUUUUUUAUAUACCACAAAUGCUCAUUAACCACCAUUUAUCAAAGCUUUUUCCUUCAUGCACCCCUUUAUUUAUGCAAUAUUUUUUUUUAUGGACCUUAAUUUUAUUAGAGUUCAUAAUUUAUGAAUACUGAAUAUAUUUUUUAUGAUUCUUUACAUACGUGUUUUUUUACCUUUUUUUCCCCCCCUUUUCGAUGAGUUUUGGGGUAUGUGUGGCAUUCCGAUGCGUUUCCAGC